UUCAAUUUUAAAUGGUGAGAGUAGACGUAGCAAACUAGUCUAAUCGCGAACUAAACCACUUUAUAUUUUUUGAACGAAAUAGAAAUUGUUGUAGUUUUCUAUAAAUUAUUUUUUAAUAAUCUCCAAAUAGAGCAACGUAUCCACUUAUAUAUAUAACCUUAUCUCUUUUUUUAUUGGAGAAAAAAAAAGUACACUGUGAUAAUUUGAACUCAUAUAUAUACACACUAGUUGUGUGUGCUUGUCUUAAGAAAAAACAAUGGGAUCAAUGGCUCAGAAAUCGGUUUUGAUGUUAUGCGGAGAGUUCAUGGAAGCCUACGAGACUAUAGUACCUCUCUACGUCCUCCAAGCGUUUGGUGUUAGCGUCCACUGCGUUUCUCCUGGUCGCAAAACUGGCGACAAGUGCGUCAUGGCCGCUCACGAUCUCCUUGGCCUCGAGAUAUACACCGAACUGGUGGUUGACCAUCUAACACUAAACGCUAACUUCGAUGGCGUCAUCCCCGACCAAUACGACGCCAUCAUCAUUCCCGGUGGACGUUUCACGGAACUUUUGAGCGCCGACGAGAAAUGCGUGAGUCUUGUUGCUAGAUUCGCCGAACUCAAGAAGCUCAUCUUCACGAGCUGCCACAGCCAGCUGUUUCUUGCGGCGGCAGGUCUGCUCACCGGUGGAAUGAAGUGCACGGCGUUCGAAAGCAUGAAACCGUUUAUCGAGCUCUCCGGCGGCGCAUGGUGGCAACAGCCUGGAGUCCAGACCCUUUUCGAAAUCACUGAUUGUGUCAAGGACGGCAGUUUCAUGUCCACUAUGGGGUGGCCAACGCUUGGCCAUAGUCUCAAAGUUUUGUUAGAAUCACUUGGCUCCAAGAUUUCUAGCUCUAAAGAGAAUCAUCAGACUUCUUUGCUUUUCUUGAUUGGGGAUUGUGUUGAAGAUUAUAGUAUCAACGUACCAUUUAAAGCGUUUCAAGCUUUGGGAUGUAAAGUGGAUGCAGUGACGCCAACCAAGAAGAGAGGUGAGAAAUGCGCUACAAUCGUACACGACCUUGAAGACGGACGGCAACUUCCUACUGAGAAGUUUGGUCACAACUUCUAUGUGACCGUUGCGUGGGAUGAUGUCUCUGUGGAUGAUUACGACUGCAUUGUGGUUCCCGGAGGAAGAUCUCCGGAGCUCUUGGUGAUGAACCCCAAGGCCGUCGAAUUGGUCAGAAAGUUUGUUGAGAAAGGCAAGUUUGUUGCUGCCAUUGGAAUGGGAAAUUGGCUACUUGCCGCCACAGGCGCCCUUAAGAAGAAGAGAUGUGCAAGUAGUUAUGGGACAAAGGUGGCUGUGAAGGUUGCUGGUGGUGAGAUCGUGGAAUCUGAACGGUGCGUGACCGACGACAAGCUGGUCACAGCCGCAUCAACUUCCGAUCUUCCUGCCUUUUUGUAUGCAUUGUCGACUGCACUUGGUCUCUCUGUUGUAUUCUAAUGUCAAGUGGUGCUUUAACGUCUAAUGCCUAAAAAAAUAAAAACAUAUCUUUGUAUGUCGAAAUAUAAGGUCGUCCCUCUAAUUAUUUAUGUACAAGCUUGGAUUUGCAUAUAUAUAUGGGAAGAAGAGUUGCCACACUUGCUUACACCUCUUCUAAUUGUGUUUUUUUAUAAGAAAUUACCACUAUCAAGUUGUCAUUCUCCUCGUUUUACAUUUGGUAAACAAGCUCUAUUGACCAUUUAUGUUGUAACACUACUUCAAGACUAAAGUUGAUUAGAGAUAGCAAAAUCUGUCAC
Molecule: messenger RNA, 1752 nt
Organism: Arabidopsis thaliana (thale cress)
Lineage: Eukaryota; Viridiplantae; Streptophyta; Magnoliopsida; Brassicales; Brassicaceae
Gene: DJ1F
Product: Class I glutamine amidotransferase-like superfamily protein
Exons: 4
Coding region: 257-1456 (399 amino acids)
Source: RefSeq, marked reviewed